AAGAAAUUGUAAAAUUAGGGGGUCCCUACGAACAACAAUAAUUAACGGACGAUGUGCAAGCGUUGCUCUCAGUAUUUAACCCCUCCUCUCUUUGUUUGAAUUUAAGUUUUCGCGACCAAGAUACCUCUGGUAUCAGUAUUUCGUUGUUGCACUCUCGGUUUCAUUUCAAAUAACAACGACUGUAUCUAGCGAAAAAAGUCAAUAGCUAGCCAAUCUUUGGCUGCUUUACAAAUAUACCGAUACUAUAUACAAGUAAUUAAAAAUGUCGCGCACAUAUGCACUUUUCGUGUGCCUUUUCGCUGGUUUUCUUCUCGUAGAUACACAAUUUAAUGUUGAUAUUCAAGAACCUAAAUUAACUACAUUUUUAAAUAGGAUAACCAAUACAACUUUUGAUUUAAUAAAAAGUGGCAUAAGCGUUUUUGGACAAACAAUAGAAAACAUAAUUACCACAUUCUCAAAAAUAGAAGAUCGAUUAAAUGCUCUAAUAGAACUGAUUAGAGAUCAGCUAAUAAAGGGUGUUCCUGAGCUCAGUAUACCAGUGUUGGAUCCGCUACAUGUUAACAAAAUUGAGUUUGACGUAAGGCAUGAAGCAGCCAUAUUAAAGGGAAAGGCUGAAGACAUUACAAUUAGGCAAAUAUCCAAAUUCAUAGUCGACAAAGAAAAAUUGACAGAUUUAGGAAAAUUACGAUUUAGAUUGGAUUUAAAUUUGACCUUCCCAUCUAUUAAAGUUAACGGAACUUACCAGGUGAACGGUCUUAUAGGACAAACAUUUAGGAUUUUCGGAAAUGGACCUUUCAAGCUAAACAUAAUAUAUCUAAAAGUAGCAACUACAACAAUCCUAAAGUUUAAUUUGCCUGGUCAAUUGCAAGUAGAAAGAAUUAAAAUUAAUCCCAGAAUAAGGAAACUUGAAAACAACUUCGAGAACAUGAUGAAUGAUCCAGACACAGGAGCACUUAUCAACAAAGCUAUUUCAAGGCUAGCCCCAGAAGCAUUAAAGAUUUUGUGGCCUGAGUUGAAGAAGCCAAUCGAAAUACAACUUUUGAAGUACAUAAACAACAUCCUGGAUAACGCAUCAGUCGUCAACAUUGCCAAGAGGAUAUUCAACAUUACAUAAAUUUUAAUUCAAAGAGAGUCAUAGAUAUAUUUUAGUAUAAAUUAGAAACAUUAAGGUGACUCCCUAAAAUCUAAAACCGGUUUAGGUAAUCCUUUUCUAGUAGUGCAAAUAAUUAUAGAAACACAACUUUUAUUUUAUGAUGAAUAAUAAGAGCCAUGUUAAAAUCUCCAUAUUAUGAAUUUUAAAGCUAAUUGAAACAAUAAUUACUUUUUAUGGGUCACUUCCAUGUUAUGGCCUCAUAGUUCAUUUUAUAAAAUUAAUUUUAAAAACUAAUCACCCAAAAUUACACAUCGUUAUAUCUGACGGUUAGAUUUUCAUGUUGUUCUGAAGCUAUUUCCUUGUAUCAUUUUUGCAUUAAACUAUUCCGAAUGGGAAAUAAGCCACAAUUUAACUAAAAAAAUGAUGUUAUUAACGUUUCGACGUCCAAAUCGGAUGUCGUUGUCAAAAUACAAAAUAUUACUAAAUUAAACAAAAAUGUUCGAUUUUCACCUCUGAAAUAUUCUUAAAAUACAAAUUAAACAAAUUAUUAUUUUUUGAUACUUGUAAAUAGAAAAAAUUCUUUAAUAGUUUUAUUGCAACUGCUUGAUUCAUAAUGACAACUCCAAUUAAUAUUGUACCUGCAUUUUAACGUAUGUAGAAAAUUUGACAAUGAUUAAUAAUUUUAGGUACUUUUUCUUUAUGUGUUUAUGUGUCUGGCGGUAUGACGGUAAGUCUAAGUCAAAAAUAAAACAAAAAAAAAUCAAUAAUUUGAGGUGCGAUCCUGGGUCAACCUUAUUGAAAGACAUUUCACUUGAUUAAUGAAAUCAGCAUUAACUUUAGGAUACCUGUCAGAAAAAAUAAUGAUAUGAUAUGAUUGGUAUUUAAAAGGAAAAUCAUUUUUUCCACCUACCUCUACCGAAAGUAUACUUUUCCGGACCUGAUUGUAGGGAGCAAAGUUGUACUUUUCCUCCCUAGGGAGGAAAAUAUUUUUCCUCCCUAGGGAGGAAAAGUAAAAGUGACGUCAUGGUAUUUCAUUCAUAAAAUAUAACUUAUUGACGCCCUGUAUAAUAUCUAUUUUCUAUUACGUAAGUAUCUAUACAUUUUAACGUUUAUUUAUAAAACACCCUGUAUUUUGCAGAAUGGUAAAAAACAGUAAAUUGUUGUUUUGAUUUAACAAUGUUUACAUUAAUAAUUUGACUUAUAUUUGACAGUUGACAGUUAUAUUGUACCUACUUGUUAGUUUUAGUUCUAAUAAAUUUUGUUGGUUAGUUACAUAAAAUAAAUUAAAUAAAAAUGAAAAAAUGACUUGCUAUUUGAGGAAGGUGGAAAAAUCAUAUGUAUAACAUGGGAGUAAAGUGUCUUUUCCUCCCUUGAAUGAUUACUGCCCUCCGCUACGCGUCGGGCAGUAAACUUCAUUCUCGGGAGGAAAAGUAGCACUUUCCUCCCUUGUUAUACAAAUAGCUAUUACAGUAGAAUCCUCUUGUUAGUAACAACUAUUAUAGACGCAUAUUCGCAUAUAGACGCAUGGGUCUAUAUUUGCUGUUAUAAUCUUAUUUUAUUACCAUGAGGCUAAACUAGAACCAGUAGGUAUCAUUAUGAUCCAUGAACCUACAUGUGAUCAUUGCGAUAUUUAUUAACAUUCGAAAAGUGUUUAUUAACAUCUAUUUUAAAUAAAAAAAAGUAUUAUUCUUUGCCGUUCAUAAAUAAGGAGCCUAGCACAAUAGGCAAAUGGGAACGAAAAACAGAUCCUAUAUUAUUUACAAGACAGUAUUAGAGAAAAAUAUCAGUAGAUAGGUAAUGGAUGGAGAAGGAUUUUCAAAAAAACUUAAAAGGAUGGGAAAUAAAUACAACAUUUAAAACAAUAAACACAUUGAAAAAUCUUUUGUUUAAAACCUAACCUAUUAACGAACAGGAGAAAAUAAAGGAUUGUGUUUAAAAAAAAACUUUGUGUAAAUUUUGAUAAAUAGAUACUUCAAGAUUAUCAAUUCAAUAGAAAAUAUUUACAGCGACCAAAGAUACAGUGUUGGCAGAUUGACUGAAUUGGCAAUACCACACAAGCUAAUAAGACUCAUUAAAGCCACAAUGGAUGAAACUCAGGCAUGUGUACGAAUACAAAACCACCGGACAGACUUUUUCAAAAUUUCGCAGGGACUAAAGCAGGGAGAUGGGCUGGCCCCAACAUUGUUUAACCUGGCACUGGAGUAUGUGGUUAGGCAAAUGCAAACUGGGUGAGGAAACUUACUGACCAAGCGAACGGUUCAACUGGCCGCUUAUGCCGAUGAUAUUAAUAUUAUGAGUAGAACAUCAACAGGAGCACAGGAAACAUACGCAGAGUUAAAAAUACAAACAAAAAUGCUAGGUCUGGAAAUUAACACAGAAAAAAACAAAAAUAAUAACUCAAGCGAGAAGAAAUAUAGUCCCACAAAACAUUAUACAUGAAGAUGACAUUGAAACUGUUGGAAAGUUUACAUACCUGGGAGUAGAAAUACAUGCCGACGGAUCAGAAGAUAAAGAAAUACGGAAGAUAAUAACGCAGGCAGAGAGCUUAUUUUGCCCUCUCCCAUAUACCUAUUUCGGUCUAAAAGUGUCCAUCGAAAUACAAAGAUGAGAAUCUAUAAAACUUUAAUUCGACCAAUAACAUGCUAUGGCAGUGAAGCCUGGGUCCUGAAAGAAACAUCCAAAAACAAACUCGACACAUUCGAAAGGAAAGUACUGAGGAGAAUACUAGGACCUGUCAGGGAAAACGGAAUCUUCAGAAGUCGAUACAACAACGAACUUUAUCAACUUUAUAAGGAAGCAUCCCUGUCAGACUUCAUUAGAAUACAAAGAUUGCAAUGGGCCCGACAUGUGAUAAGAAUGGGAGAGGAUAGGCUACCAAAAAGAGCACUCAAUGCUAGAAUGCAGGGAAAGAGACCGGUUGGAAAGCCAAGAAAGCGCUGGGAAGACACAGUAAACAGCGACGCACAAGCCCUUUUAGGAGUCCGUGUAUGGAGAAGAGCAGCCACAGACAAGCAAGGGUGGAGGCAAAAAAUAAAGGAGGCCAAGGCUCAAUUUGGACUAAAGUGCCGUAGAAGAAGAAGAAGAAAAAUACAGAGAGUUCAAGUUGAAAAAUCUUCAAAAUUGAUUUUUUGCAUUUUGCAUCAAAUUUGAUUUUUGAACAUGUUCCACUAAUUCUAAAUAAAAAUAAACUUCAUAUUCGGAUUCAGCGACUUCGAAACCAAAAAAAUACCAAAAUUUGCCAUUCACCUAUCAUGGUGGCUCUUUCGAUUUCUAAGCCUCAAAUUAGGGGUGUGCCUCUCGCCUACACAUUUCAAAAGCUUCCACGCCAUACAAAAAAGUUAAAAUACAUACUUAGCACCAGAGCACUCACAAUCUAAUGCGUUAAAUGCGCAAUCCUUAUUUUGAAAUAUACUUCUGAUUUCUCACACGAGUUGUCGCGUGUACAUAAAGCGAAGUAUGUAGAAUGCCUGAAUUCAACUAAAAGAUUUUAACAAUUCUUUCGCGUUUGCCUAAAACCUAUCCGUAUGUCUCUCUCUUUUUGGUGGUAUUUAGCUAAUCGUUAUAUAGUUUGUAUGCAAGUGUGAAAAAUCGUUUAUAGUGGCAAAUCACUAAAACACUUUUUUCACAAUACGCCAAAGAAAUAGAUAUUAUGGUAGGGGAGCAAAGUAUGCUAAAUGUGCAGUCAAUCGAGCGCUUUGGGGACCUAUUGGGUUGUAAAGAGUAGGUCCUAAAACCAAAAUAGUUAAGUAAAGUUUUCCAUUUUAGUGGGCGCUUGCAGUUUUUUAAUUUAAUUUUCCAUUUCCAACAAUCGUUUUUCCGAUUAUAACGCCAUCUAUCCAUAAUUCGAAAAAAUGUUUCGAAUAAAAUUUACUUAUUUUUACGUAAGAAAUCCAAAUCUGCAAUAAAAAAUGAGGGCUCCUAUUUAAUAUUUUAAAGUAACCCCCACUCCACCUCCGUGGGGGUCGUGUUUGAUGCCAUUCGAUAGAUUUUUCAAAAAUAUUGAAUAAGUGUUUUUCGAUGUGAUGUUCAUUUCGUGAAAUAUCGCGGGAUUCGUAUUUAAAAUAUUAAAUUUACCCCCCACCCCUCUUCGUGGGAAGUCGUGUUUGGCAUUAUUCAAUAGAUUUUUAAAAAAAUAUUGAGCACAUAUUUUUUGGUUUUUUGAUCUGUCAUUCAUUUCGUGAAAUAUUCGCUUUUUUCUUGUGAAACUUUGGGACUCACCCAUUUCCUUACGCCUGGCUCAAAUCGUCAGAUUUUUGAAAUAUACACUCUUUUGCAUGUACUUAACUUACCUUAUCUUAAUCUGACAAUUUCGAGUUUUCUAAGGAUAGAUUUUUUUCGGGCCGCCCUUAACGAACUCCCCUGUGUUAAGAGCCAAUAUUUGGUAGAGGUACAUUUGCAGGGUACUAGGUUUCUCCCCAUAUGAUGAUCUGACGCGCUUUAGUAACUGCAAAAAUCCCCGCUUGAGCUCUCCUACCAUUAGGUAAGAUUGGAACUGGAUAGAUGACGAUAGUAUUGGAUACAGACCAGUAGAAGAGACAAGGAGAGGAUUACGUCCAAAAAUCGAUAGUACAUAUUAUAAGGCAGAUAAAUAUAGAGGGUAACAAUACCUACUAUGUAUCAUUAAAUAAAGCUAUCCCUACUUUUAGGUAAAGAAAAUACUGUUUAUUAUAUCUGUACUGAUAAAUAAAAAGGUCUUAAUUAAAAAAAAUAUCUAUUUACUUCUAAAAAGUAAUUGCAUUUCAACGCUUUUUAACUCAUUUUUUGAAAUUAUAAAAUAGAAAUGAAAAUCAGUCGAUAAUAAAUCAAAUCAAAUUGUAUAUAAUCAAAAUUUCAGUUAUUUUAAAAUAACUUAGAAUUAAAAAAAUUCCGUUUAUUAAAGGGCUCUUUUUAAAAAUAAUUUUUAAAAUUUGAGGAAAAAUUAGUUUAUUGUGUUUCUUCAUAAAAUAUUGUUGUGUUUAAUCAAACGAGCUUUAAAAUAAAUUUAAGAAAAAGUUAUUCGUUAGAUGUUGUAUGUCUUGCCCAAAACAGGUAAUGGAAAGUUUAAAAAUGAAUAGAAUAUAUUAUUAUAAUCAGUUGUAUCAUCCUUGAAAACCAUUAACCUCUUCCAUUAAACCAUUUGCACGUUAGUUUUUUUCACUGUGAUACGAAUAGUUUUACUUUUAACAGGUUAUUUUUAAUUAUAAUUUUUAUACGACUAAUGUACCUAAAACAAUAUAUAUUCUUAGAAAAUAA
Molecule: messenger RNA, 6325 nt
Organism: Diabrotica virgifera virgifera (western corn rootworm)
Lineage: Eukaryota; Metazoa; Arthropoda; Insecta; Coleoptera; Chrysomelidae
Exons: 6
Coding region: 263-1114 (283 amino acids)
Source: RefSeq, a predicted model, not a curated record